This is a messenger RNA of Mesocricetus auratus (golden hamster), 964 nucleotides long. It is a transcript of the gene Tmem247, whose product is annotated as transmembrane protein 247. The transcript has 3 exons. The coding region runs from base 101 to 964 and encodes 287 amino acids. Gene Ontology annotation, cellular component: endoplasmic reticulum. The record is from RefSeq and is a predicted model, not a curated record. Lineage: Eukaryota; Metazoa; Chordata; Mammalia; Rodentia; Cricetidae.
GGAUAGGGGAUUAUGAUGGUGGCCAGAACCUGAAGAAGCCAAAUGUCACUGUCUCAAAGUAUGUCCUCUGGUCCUGGCUGGCAGCACUGUGGUCAUCCAGAUGGCGGCAGAGGACACAGAGGCGAUGGAAGCCCGUGGGGCAGGAGAAAGCUGCCCCGCCCUCUCCAAGGUGGCGCCUGCUGACAACAUACCUGAAGGGAAGUCAAAGGCUUCUUUGGAUGCAGAACCCCCAAAGCUAGAACUGCCCCUCCUGGAAGAGAAUGAAACCUGUGAGGACAAAGAUUGCCCAGGGCCCCCUAAGUCACUGUCCCCAAAGUCUGGCCCUACCACCACCAAGGGUCAGGCUGGCGAUGGGCCUGGACCGGAACCCACGGAGCUGCCCCUGACCUUUGAGACAGAGCACCACAACGCGAUGGAGCUGGAGAAGGUGCGCAUGGAGUUUGAGCUGACCCGCCUGAAGUAUCUGCAUCAGGAGAACGAACGGCAGCGGCAGCACGAGGAAGUGAUGGAGCAGCUACAGCAGCAGCAGCAGCAGGCUUUGCCUCGCCAGUUCUCGGGAGGCCUCCAGGACCUCUUGCUCCCCCAGAACCAGUUUGCCAUGUUCCUGUACUGCUUCAUCUUCAUCCACAUCAUCUACGUUGCCAAGGAGAUGGUCUUCUUUCUCUUCUCCAAGCAUUACCUGUUCUGCCUGGCGGCCAUAUUGCUGUGUUUAAUUAAAACCCUGUGGUCCUACUUCCAAGUGCCUUUGCUUCUUCCAUCGCUGGGGAUGUCCUCUGCCCACCACCAGACCCCUCCCCUCCCCUACUGCAACCUGGCGGGACCCCGCACAGCUGCCAGCCAGCUGCUGACGCCUACAUGUGAAGGCACUUGGACAGGCACCUGCCUUGAGCCUGCUUCUCACUGUGAUGACUAUGCCUCCUCCCCAAGAGAGACCUUCUCCCCAAGAGAGACCUUCAGAAGUUAA